AAAUCGGUCGGGUUCGGAUUGUGAACAGGAUGUUUUGCGCACUGACCUACAUCCGGGGAAUUGAUCCUACGCGCGAAAUGGAGUGAUGUAAACAUAACCACAAGUUUAGGGUAUGCCUUUGGAGUGUAGUGGUAAGGACAAUAUGCAGCUACGCCGUAAGUUAGGCGGUGGUGUGGCAUCGGCCACCACAAGAAUAAGAAAACGGCGGAAGGAAACAGACGCUGCACCACCAAAAGGAAAGAGAGCAAUGAAGGCUGGAUCAACCUCCCAAGUCAAGGAGAUGCAGCAAACACCACCUAGAAGACAGAGGAAAGGUGGAAUAUCGAUACCUAUCACCAUCGACCACCAAGAACCAUCAUCAUGUUCAUCAGCAAACUUCAUAACUUCCGUCCCUGACGUCAGCAAACCAGCACACAAGAAACCAUUGAAAAUCUUAAAAGAAAAUCCAGAAACUGGUUCUCCUCCCAGAAUUCCGAUGCUGGGGACCAUUUUUUCACCUGUCUAUCAUCAGUUGUAUGAAGAAGAAUAUGAAGAGAGAGAGGGACUGGAGUCCAUCGCAAAGUCUCUGGAUUUUGGGAGCAUGACAGAAUACCAGGAAGGGGAGGAGUCAGACGGGGCCUCAUCAACCAAAGAAAACCAAGAGCCCUUUGAUGUGCCCCUGGACAUUUGCACCAAUGAGAAGAUGGACAUAGAGGACAAUAAUAACCUAGUGUGUGGGAAGACCGAGACCAUCGAGUGCGAGGCCUUAGAUGACGGCGAGUAUCAGGAGGAGGUGAUGGCGGACGACUUCGACGCUGAGCCUUUUGAUCCAUUCCUCUUUAUCAGAAGUUUACCCCCGUUGACUGAUGAGCUCAGAAUGAGACACCCAGCCCUCCCCCUGAAGACUCGCAGCUCUCCCGAGUUCUCACUUGUCCUUGACCUGGAUGAGACCUUGGUUCACUGCAGUUUGACGGAACUAGAGGGUGCAGCAUUUACUUUUCCUGUUCUGUUUGAAGAGGUCACAUACCAGGUGUUUGUAAGAACGAGGCCCCACUUUAGGGAGUUUCUGGAGAAGGUCUCCGGAAUGUUUGAAGUCAUUCUGUUCACAGCCUCCAAGAAAGUCUACGCAGAUAAACUCGUCAAUCUACUGGAUCCCCAGAAACAGCUGAUCAAGCAUCGGUUAUUCCGUGAACAUUGUGUGUGUGUCAAUGGAAACUACAUCAAAGAUUUAUCCAUUCUGGGUCGUGACCUUUCAAAAACCAUCAUCGUGGACAAUUCACCGCAAGCAUUUGGUUACCAGCUGGCCAAUGGAAUCCCCAUUGAGAGUUGGUUUGUGGACAAAGAUGACAGAGAGUUACUCAACCUUGUACCAUUUCUACAAAGUCUAGUGCACAAGAACGAGGAUGUGCGUCCCCAUAUCAAGGACAGGUUCCGACUCCACGAAUUAUUACCACCAUUACCUGGGAUAGACAGUUCAGAAGGUGAAAGUUCAGAUGGUGAAAGGUCAGAAACAGACCAAUACAUGCUGGAUACAACUUAAGUGAUAUUCAUUAUCUGAGGUCAAACGUUCAGAAAGUUGAAAGUUCACAGAUGUCAAAAGUUCAAAAAGAACCAAUAGAACCUGGAAAUUACAUCGUGUUUGAACUUGACAAGAUAAAAAACUGUUUGAUGGGUUGUUCUUUGAUUUUUGUUUAUAUUACGUAAGUUUUGAUGUUAAUCAAUUUAAACAUGUCAAAAAUUUUU
Messenger RNA from Saccostrea cuccullata (small rock oyster), 1722 nucleotides. RefSeq names its product CTD small phosphatase-like protein 3. The record is from RefSeq and is a predicted model, not a curated record. Gene Ontology annotation, molecular function: phosphoprotein phosphatase activity. The coding region runs from base 113 to 1519 and encodes 468 amino acids. The transcript has 12 exons. Lineage: Eukaryota; Metazoa; Mollusca; Bivalvia; Ostreida; Ostreidae.